AUGGAAGUCUCUUUCUUCUACUUAAGGAAGUUAGAGAAGGAUAGAGCACGUAAGGCUUCUUCCAGGAGUUCAAGUAGGUCUCUUGUUAGCGAACUUGAUGUUGUGAACCCGACAGUAGACGUAGUUCCUUCUCCUGUUUCAGCCCCUGCUCCUAGCUUUGAACCCGAAGAUUCGUGUUCGGAGAAUGCAGUAAGGAGUAAUGAGUGCAAAGUACGCUCUUAUAAAGAUCCUGUUGCUCGUUCCCAGGCUGCCUUGGAUAGAGCCAAGAAGGAAGUGUUGAGACAGUGCUUCUUGUCUUCUUCGUCUCCUUCUGCUAAGCGUAGAUGGAGCGCUUCGGAGUCGUCGCGCCCUCUCAAGAGAACUUGGAAGGAACCUUGCGCCCUUCCUUCCAGCCCCGAAUCCUUCUCAGAAGAACCAGAGAUCGAGUGUAAGAGAACCAGGCGAUCUCAAGGAUCCUCUUCUCCUUUCCGCGCUCGGGCUUCUACUCCUGCCGAAGAGUUUGAGAGAUCGCCAGCGCGCAUCUUGGCCGGCCUACAGGCGCAGAUUUCUGCUUUAGCCAACUCUUUAGCGGAGAGUUCUCACCGUCGGAAGGACAUCUCCCUACCGGUGAAGAAGUCGAAGAAGGAUUCUGCGGAUUUUUCGCCUAAUGUAGAAAGAGUACAAGAGCCUCGCAGCAGAGCCUCUUUCAUUAAAGAGAGACUCAGUCGCUCUCCGAGCAGGCGCUCCUCUCACGCCAGCAGGCGUAAGGAUCUUGAUAGGCGUUCUUCUCCUGAAUACCGCUCUCCUAAUCGCUCUCCGAAGACUCGCUCCUCUUCUUGUAAGCGUCAAGAGUUUGACAAGUACCAGGAUUCUCGUUCUGUCCAGGAUCGCAGUAGGCGCUCUUUGCCUGGAAGCUGCUCUCCUCUGCACAGGCGCACGGAGACUAGUAGGCGCUUUUCUCCGGAUUUUGUUUCUUCGCCUGAGAUUCGUUCGCCAUCUGUCAAACUCAGAGAAGAUAGUAGGCGCAAAGAGCCUAGCAAGAGACAGACUAGACUAUCUCCUCCUUGUGAGCGCACUCGAUCAGAUAGGCAAUCAGUGCCUCGCAAACGAAUUUGGAGAGUCUCUUUCGGCGGUUGCACCUCCGUCUCCCCCUUCCUUAUUUUCUACAGCGAAAACUACGAAGACAUAGUCGGUGGUGAAGAUGAAACCUACGGUGUCAAUGAAGAAAGCGCUCAAGAGCUUCGACGAUUGGUUGGUCUCUAA
Macrobrachium nipponense is the source of this 1242-nucleotide messenger RNA. RefSeq names its product serine/arginine repetitive matrix protein 1-like. NCBI's taxonomy places the organism in Eukaryota, Metazoa, Arthropoda, Malacostraca, Decapoda, Palaemonidae. The record is from RefSeq and is a predicted model, not a curated record. The transcript has 3 exons. The coding region runs from base 1 to 1242 and encodes 413 amino acids.